Molecule: messenger RNA, 4432 nt
Organism: Brassica napus (rape)
Lineage: Eukaryota; Viridiplantae; Streptophyta; Magnoliopsida; Brassicales; Brassicaceae
Product: putative F-box protein At1g32420
Exons: 2
Coding region: 2781-4331 (516 amino acids)
Molecular function (GO): protein binding
Source: RefSeq, a predicted model, not a curated record
UACGUCUCUCUGUUUCAUCCUAGUGUAUUUUGGUAGUCUAAUAAUAAAUAUAACUUCAAAACCAUGGAUCCUAAAACUAGUUAUACAAACCUCUUGUUUAGUCAAUCUCAGACUACAGUGGACCUUGAUUCACCCGAACCUUUUUGGUUGGGUAGCCAAGGUCCUACUGAGUCAGUUGUCGAGCCUGUUGUCGAGUCUGGUGGCGACCCUAAGGAGAGGAGGAAAUGGACUCCGAAGGAGGAUAAAAUCCUUAUUGGUGCUUGGCUUAACACCAGUAAGGAUGCUGUCGUAAGUAAUGACCAGAGGGCUGGUGCAUUCUGGAAGCGCAUUGUCGACUACUACAACGCAAGUCCGCAAUUGGCUGGGACAAUACCGAGAGAGGUUUGUUCCUGCAAGAAGCGUUGGGGUAGGAUCAACACUGACGUAUCCAAGUUUGCUGGAUGCUAUGACGCCGCUCUGAGGGAGCAGAGGAGUGGCCAAAAUGAUGAUGAUGUGAUGAAAGCCGCCAUAGACAUUUUCUUCAAAACUAACGACUACAAGUUCAGCAUGGAUCACUGCUGGAGGGAGCUGAGGCAUGACCAGAAAUGGUGCUCCACCUAUGGGCCUAAAGAAUGUGGAAAUGAAAAGCGCAAAGGAGACGUGGAGGCUGAUGGAGGAAAUGAAGCAGAGGGCAGACCUAUUGGGGUCAAGGCUGCUAAAGCUGCAUCUAAGAAGAAGAAGAGUGGUAAAGAAGAGUCUUUGGCAAAGAUACACGCAAUCAUGGAAAUCAAAGAAAAGCUGUCUAAACAGAAGGUCCUUGAACGUCUUCUUGGGAAAAAAGAGCCACUCACUGAGAUGGAAACAUCCCUUCAACUCAAACUCAUGGCUGAGAUGUUAUGAGGUUCAGCAGUAGUCAGGUCCAGCAGUAGUCACGGGUUGUGAAGAUGGUCACGGGUUGUGAAGAUGGUCACGGGUUGUGAAGUUGUCUGAAGUCACGGGCCCUUCUUUUAUCUAGUUUCUGUAGUAUAAAGUAGUAGUCUCUUUGUUGUUGCUAUGUAUCUCGUUCUCCUACUCUCCUCAUCAUCAAACAUCUUCUGCUACUUCUUGUAAUAUUUGGAGGAAAGACCUUGCUGCUGUAAUAUUUGACUUGCUUCUGGAAACAUUUUCUGUAAUAUUCGACUUGAUCAGUUUAUCUUUUGGUAACAUUUCCAAUUCUAUUUACUUACUUCUCUUUAUAAUUUUGUCCGUUUAACAUUUUAUUAGCCGGUUUGAUAACAGACGUUGCUUCUCUUUAUAAUGACAAAUACAUAAAUAGGUUUCAUAACCUCUUAACAUAUACUCAAACUUGACAUAUACAUAAAUAGGUUUGGCAUUUGUUUAUCCUUAUCUAGUGAACAAACUUGAUGUUUAUUCAUGUGUUGUAAGGAUAGAUGUAGCUUUUAUAAAGUUGCUAUCUUGUCUAAAAUUGUUACAUUUUUAGAAGUGUAUUAAAUUUUCAUAAUUCAAAUGUUUUUUAAAAAUAGCAGUUGUUGUUGAUUUUAGAUUAACUUAUUGAAUGUUUUUAGAUAUGUCGUCAUCUUCAUCUGAUGAAGUGGAGGAAAGACUGGAAGAAAUUUUGGAGGAAUACACAGAAGAUAUAUUUAACGAGAUUGUGGAGGAUCAAACCAUCCCGCAAAGGAGACGUACUUAUAGAGAACGACACCGUGAAGGAGGACACGCGCGCUUAUGGAAUGACUACUUCAGCGAAGAUGCGACAUUCUCGUCUGAUCAAUUUAGACGCCGUUUCCGCAUGAAUAAGGAAUUAUUUUUGCGUCUUGUUCAUAGCCUAUCAGAGUGCUUUUCAUUCUUUCAGCAACGAAGAGAUGCAACCGGGAGGCUCGGUCUUUCUGCACUUCAAAAAUGCACGGCAGCAAUUCGUCUGCUUGCUUAUGGUACUGCGGCUGACGCGGUUGAUGAAUAUCUCCGACUUGGUGAGACCACCGCACUUUCAUGUUUACAUAAUUUCACUGACGGAAUAAUACAUAUAUUUGGAGAGGAGUAUCUACGACGACCCACACCAGAGGAUCUUCAACGACUACUCGAUAUUGGAGAGACACGAGGGUUUCCUGGGAUGGUCGGGAGCAUUGACUGUAUGCAUUGGGAGUGGAAAAAUUGCCCAACUGCUUGGAAAGGACAGUACUCACGUGGAUCAGGAAAACCGACAAUUGUCUUAGAGGCUGUAGCUUCACACGAUCUUUGGAUAUGGCACGCUUUCUUCGGUCCUCCAGGUACCUUAAACGAUAUUAAUGUACUCGAUCGCUCUCCUGUUUUUGAUGACAUUUUACAAGGUAAAGCUCCGAGGGUAAAGUACAUGGUCAACGGACACAUGUAUAAGUUGGCGUACUACCUCACAGACGGUAUAUAUCCAAAAUGGUCAACAUUUAUCCAAUCUAUCACCCUCCCUCAAAGUCCUCAGGAACAAUUAUUUGCUAAAUUUCAAGAAGCUACCCGUAAAGAUGUAGAGCGGGCUUUUGGAGUCUUGCAAGCUCGAUUUGCGAUUGUGAGAAACCCGGUAAAAACUUUGGAUAAGGAAAAGAUAGGAAAGAUUAUGAGAGCAUGUAUCAUCCUACACAAUAUGAUAGUCGAAAAUGAACGGGACGGAUACACUUGUAUCGAUAUAUCUGAAUUUGAAGAAGGAGACAACACUAGAACUUCACAGGUGGAAACGGAGAGACCUACAAAUCUGAAUAAUAUGUUUCCCAAUCGGAAUGAUCUUCGUGAUAGGAAUAUGCACGCCCAAUUAAAACAUGACUUAAUUCAAAAUGUUUGGAACAAAUUUGGUGAUGAAUAUUAAUAAUUGUUGUAUCUUUAUUUUUAAUUAUUGUGAUUUUAAAUUUAUUCAGGCUAUAUUAUUGAAACAUUUGAUAAUUCACUUUUUAAAAAAAAAAAAAUUUUAUUCUAAGGACUUCUUAUUAGGACUCACCAUUGUAAACACUUAUUUGGUUCAGAUCCUUAGCUAUUUAACAAAAAAAAAAAAAAAAUUUAAAUUACUAAGGGUUCCACAAUGGGUGCCACCAUUGUGGAUGCUCUUAUGGGUUUUUGAUAUAAUUUUCACCCUAACCUGCCGCUUCAUCAUCAUCAUCAUCUCCUUGUUAGAGAAGUUACUUUCCUUUUUAACGCUAUUUCUCCGUAUUGCUUCCUCCACAAGACCUCACAUCGUAGCUGCUAGAACUCAUCUCCGUGAGACCAUGUCUAGAAACAGUUCUGGCGUUAUCCCUCUGGAUCUAAUGGUAGAGAUAUUCGAGAAACUUCCUACCAAAUCCCUAGCGAGAUUUCGAUGUGUCUCGUAUCAGUGGGAAAGUAUUAUCAAUAACUUCAUAGUCAUUGACUCGAUCGUGACACGGCGAUUAAUAAUUCAACAACCCCGUGAUCCCCACUUCUUCUUCGAGAAGUGUCGUUAUCAACCACCGCAUGAUCUACCUUUUACCAUCUUAACGUAUCAUCAUCAAGCCACAGACGAAGAACAACACUAUCACGAGGAGAUCAUUGGCGAAGGCUAUCUGAUAGGCUUUCAAUACGUACGUGGCUUGAUAGGGUUUUGGUGUUCACAUAACGUUGAGUACUUCAGAAUACACAACCCUACAACAAGGCAAUCUAUUUUCUUACCCAAUACUACACGUUUACCAGGAGCCUUGUUCUACUUAUUCGGGUACGACCCUUUCAAGAAUCAAUACAAAGUAUUGUGUCUAACACAUAACCUAUAUGAACUGUCUCUGUCUUGUACUCUUUUCAUAUUGAAAGAUGUCUCAAAAAAGUGGCGGGGCAUCCAAUGCAGCAUUGGAUUUCACUUCCUUUUCGGGCAAGAAGUUUGCAUCAGCGGGUCAAUCUAUUACAAAGCAAGGGAUGCAAACGGGACUCCUGUUUUGGCGAGUUUCGAUGUUAGGCAUGAGAAAUUUAAUCAUGUUCGGACUCCAGAAAAUCUGUUGGCGUAUUAUAACCAUGAAGAUUCGACUCUUGUAAACUACCAUGGGAAGUUAGGAUGCAUAUGUCCAAGCAGCUUCAACUGGAACGAAAUGGAUAUGUGGGUUAUGCAGGACGCUGAGAAACAAGAGUGGUCGAAGAUUGAUACAUUCUUAGACAUGCUUCACGGUUUACCAAAUUUGAAUAUGGUGAGAUUUGCGGGUGUCACUAAUCCCGGAGGCGAAAUCGUUAUAGUCCAUAAAGAGUAUCUCAGUGAGUUGGCACUAAAGGUUUAUUAUUAUGAUACGAAACAAAAUGGUCUUAGAAGAGCUGAAAUCCAAACUACAAGGCCUAGUGAUCAAGUUACAAUCCGGGCUGUCACAGAUCAUGUUGAGAACAUCAUGCAUUUGUAAUUCUCUGCAUUAUAGUUAAGAGUUUUGGAAUACUAGAUAAUAUGCUACUUCUUUUUUUUAUCACAAUUUAUAUGUGCCACGUCUCAUCCUGUUUGAGGAUA